Molecule: messenger RNA, 1296 nt
Organism: Drosophila simulans
Lineage: Eukaryota; Metazoa; Arthropoda; Insecta; Diptera; Drosophilidae
Gene: E(spl)m2-BFM
Product: enhancer of split M2 protein
Exons: 1
Coding region: 457-1107 (216 amino acids)
Biological process (GO): sensory organ development; Notch signaling pathway
Source: RefSeq, a predicted model, not a curated record
CUACCUGCAGCCAAAACUCAUCAAGCGGCCCUUGUCGAUUGUACGUGCAUGGGAAAAGUACACACACAGAAGACUGGAGCUUGUGGAUUCCUGUUGGAAUUUAUUUGGGAAAUACGCGCACAUAAAAAGGCCUUAACUCCUCCCCCGCCUCCUCCAGCGGGCUCACCUCUCACCCCGGCCUGGCUGUGGUUCAGUGUUCUGUGUGUGAGAGUGCACUCAAAUUUCGUACGGUGCUUGGGUUAUAGCCGCUCGUGAGAUCAGCCGGCGUACGAUUUCACUCUUGACUGGCCAUCGGCAGCGCAGCAACUUCGCCUCAUAUAUAAAUAUGAGCGACGCCGGCGCAGCAGCAUCAGUAAACGACCAGCUCUUGCGAGGUGCGCACACGCAACGCUCGCUGUCCACGAAACAACAUUACAGCAAGAAUCAAGUAAAAGCUCCGCAAAGCACAGCAGCAACAUGUAUCUGGAUACGAAAAACCUGACAGCCAGCAGCACUUCAGCGCUGACAGCGGGCACAGCAUCGAACUCAAAGUCAACACGGCGCAUGCGCAACGUGUGGAAGCCGCUGAGUCGCCUGCUGAAAGUGGGUGGCAAGGGUCGCACCGCACAGGCGACCUUGGCCCAUCCCAACAACGUGGAUCUCAACAACACACAGCAGCAGCAGCAACAGCACCAGGAGUUGCUCAUUGAAGAUGACACCAAGUCAACGCCAGAGGAGUCUAUCCACAAGUACGGUCUGGAGCUGAGGCAAUUGCCCGAGGAGGAGCAGGAGUCCCUCACCCAGCCGCCCAACACACCCACAUUGAUUAGCAGCGUGCAUGUGGACAAGGUCAGCGCCCAGAGCUGCGGCAACUGCCAGCACGGACGCAACUGCCAGCACCGACAUUACAGCAGCAACAUCAACAGCAACAGCAGCAGCAGCAACAUGAACAGCAGCAGUGCAACACAGUUGCCCAGUAAUCUCUGGGAUCUGCAGUUGCCCCUCCAGUACAUCAGCACGGACAAUGGCACCUUCUUCUGGGCCAACACACAGGAUCGAGUGGACGAUGAUCUCCUGCACGCCUUGCUCUGCCAGAGCUUCAGUCAGCUGCCCGGAACGCUAUGCUAGUUGUACUCCACCCACAAUCACCUCAUCCCAUCACUGAAUAGAUCUCAUUCUCAUGGGGGUAGUACCCCUAAUUAUUGUAAUUUCAUUUAUUUAUUUCCCUGCGCAAUAUUUACGUUGUUAAUGUGAUACUAAUUUGCAUGUAAAAUAUAACAUAAACAAUCAUUUUGUACAAUACAGAUGAAAAGAACA